AUGCUCGCGCGCAGGAACGCCGAGGCACACGGGGCCACCAACGUCACCUUCGCUGCCCGCGACGCCGCGGACGGUCUGCAUGGUGUGCAGGCGGACCCCGACGAGACCGUCGUGCUCGUCGACCCGCCCAGGGCGGGCCUCUCGCCCGGGGCGCGGGCCGCGCUCCGGGGCCUGGGGCCCCGCCGGCUGGUCUACGUGUCGUGCGACUGCCACACGCAGGCGCGCGACCUGCGCGAGCUGACGGCGGGCGGCUACGCAGUGCGCGCGGUGACGCCGCUGGACCUGUUCCCGCAGACGCGGCACCUGGAGUCCGUGGUGGUGCUCGAGCGCGGCGCGGCUCCGCCUGCGCCCCCCGGCGCUGGGCGGGUGCAGCGGGUGGGGCCCCCGUGA
This is a messenger RNA of Prorocentrum cordatum, 390 nucleotides long. Lineage: Eukaryota; Dinophyceae; Prorocentrales; Prorocentraceae. The record is from the annotation of a GenBank genome assembly.